Messenger RNA from Salvelinus fontinalis (brook trout), 3452 nucleotides. RefSeq names its product SH2 domain containing 3A (gene sh2d3a). Bases 3 to 2513 code for a protein of 836 amino acids. Lineage: Eukaryota; Metazoa; Chordata; Actinopteri; Salmoniformes; Salmonidae. The record is from RefSeq and is a predicted model, not a curated record. Gene Ontology annotation, molecular function: phosphotyrosine residue binding; guanyl-nucleotide exchange factor activity. Gene Ontology annotation, biological process: positive regulation of peptidyl-serine phosphorylation; small GTPase-mediated signal transduction. The transcript is spliced from 19 exons.
ACAUGAAUAAUCGCUCCAUAGCCUGGUGGCUGAAACAGAUAGGACUGCCCCAGUACACCAAGUCACUGGAGAGAGAAUACUAUGGUCUAGAGGGUUUGCUAUAUGUAUGUGAUGUAGAUCUGAAGGAGGCAGGAGUAGAUGAUCCCAGUCACAGAGACACCAUACUAUCUCAGCUGCUGCGACACAGACAGACACUAGACCCACACUCUGGUAUGGUGGAGGAGCUGAGGGUGAGCAGGAAGUAUUCUCUGGGCUCAUCUCUGGACCUGGUGAAACCCAGGAAGGAUCUGUUCCGUCAGAGUGUUCUGCCCCGCCUUCGACGCAAGGUUACAGUCUCCGCCUCCUGUUCACAGCUCCACCCACUGGAGGAGGGGCUCAGCCCGGGACUCGCCCCCGAGCAGACAAGGAAACGCAGUAAGAGGAGGAGUGUCACUGCAUACCUGAGUCAGCUGAAGGUGUUUGGAGGUAGCAGGGAGAUGGACUCUCUGAAGAAGGAGUUGGAGGAGGAGCUGAAGCUAUCUACUGAUGACCUGAGGAGUCACGCCUGGUACCAUGGACCCAUAGGCAGAGAGGGGGCAGAGGCUCUGCUGGAGAGAGAUGGUGACUUCCUGGUUCGUGACACAGCCUCCUCCCCCGGUGACUAUGUCCUGAGUUGCUAUUGGAGGGACGAGCCCAUGCACUUCAAGAUCAUUAGGGUGGUCCUUCGGCCCAAGAAGGGUUACUCCCGUGAGCUCUUCCAGUUUGAAGGGGAUCGUUUCGAAAACAUUCCCGCCCUGGUGCGUUUCCACGUGGGUGGACGUCAUCCUGUCUCCCAGGCCUCUGGCGCCGUGGUCUAUCACCCAAUCACACGCUCCCAGCCUAUUCGUGUCAUCAGUGAGCGCCAGGCAGAGCGGCCCGACAGCAACAGAUCCAGCAACAGAUCCAGCAACAGAUCCAGCAACAGCGCCCUCGACAGGGUGGGGGUGGAAUCACAGCCAGACCGCAGCAAGAGACUCAGCUUCAACUCAUCACACAUGGACACACUACACGUCACUAACACACUGCUCAGGAGUGGGAGUCAGCCAUCCAACCUGGAGAAUCUGGGCAGAAGACCCUCGAUCCAAUCAGCACAGUCUGAAAGCAACCUACGCACAGGUGCGCCUCAUAGCUGUCAAUCAGAGGCCGUAGGCCCCGCCCCCAUCUCCCCAGUGUUCCGAACGGGUAGCGAACCCCUGAUCAGCCCCUCAGCCCUCAGACCCACCCGGCCCUCACACCCAGGUGGAGGUGUUACGCUGCGAGGUUCUGACGGACAGCUGCACCCCCGAGCCCCGCCCAAACCCUUCAGAGUGUCCACCUUCUUCCCCGGGACUCCUCCCAACCGUCACCGUGACGACCCCUAUGACGAGCUGGUCAUCCAGGUGCCUGAAUCAAAAAAGCGUGGCCACGUGGACAGGCUGCGUGCGGAGGAGAAGUGGCAGAGCAGAGCCCGUCUCACUGAGACAUCCUUCAGCUUCCUGGAGGCACAGGAAAGCGGGGAGUUGCCUGGGUUACCAAUUGACGGACAGGUCCAGGAGGAAGAGGAGGAUUCACACUUUCAGAGGCCGCAGGUGGAGACGGUGUCGUGUUUCAGACUGGACCAGUUUGAGUCCCUCCUGCUACCAGAUAAUAACAGACCUCUAGACCCCACCGUUCUCAUGGCGCUCAAAGAACUGUUCACACGCUCCAACGCCAUGACAACCGCUCUGCACAUUCUCAGUGUCGACUGCCAGGUGGCUCGUAUCGUGGGUGUGACAGAGGACCAGAAGAGGAUGAUGGGAGUUGGCUCAGGUCUGGAGCUGGUCACCCUGUCUCACGGACAACAGCUCAGACAGGACCUGUUGGAGAGGCACCACCUGCUAUCCCUGGGCGUUGCCAUAGAUAUCCUGGGCUGUACAGGGACGGUAGGUCAGAGGGCCACGGUGCUGCAUAAAGUCAUCCUAUUGGCCCAGGCCCUGAGAGACCACGCCCACAACCUCUACGCAUUCUCAGCCGUCAUGAAGGCUCUGGAGAUGCCUCAGGUAGUCCGUCUGGAGAGGACAUGGAGAGCUCUGAGGAGGAACCACACAGAGAGUGCUGUGAUGUUUGAGAAGACCCUCAAACCCUUCAUGAACGCUCUGAAUGACGGAGAUGACUCUGUGGUGCAGGGUCCCCUGGCUGUGCCCUACCUGGUUCCCCUCCUGAGGCUGAUGGAGGGAGAGGAGGGAGAACACACAGAGAGAGGCUGUCAGUUAUUAUACAACACCCUGCAGGCAGCACGCAACGCAGCGCUACACGCCCCGCAGUACCAGGAGCACGCACACAGCCUGCUCACAGGUGACUGGGAGCCAAUCCCAGAGCUGCUGGAGGGGUUCAGGACAGAGUUUGCCCUAAGGCUGUUCUGGGGACAGACUGGAGCGGCGGCAGACAAGGAGAAACGCUACGACAAGUUUGACAAGAUCCUCACCGUGCUCUCCAACAAACUGGAACCUAGCGAGGAGUUCUCCCCCGAACUCUGACCCUUAAACUCUAUACUGUGACCUGGGCUGCAUUCAGGAGGGCGCAACGUUGCACAACAGUUUGAAAUCUGUAACCUCUUUACUUGGAUCGUAUUCAUUAGAAGCUUUUUUGCAGCAAAAAUAAAAUAAAUAGUUUGUUAUUGGACAAGUUCAGGUGAUUCCCUCCCUGGUUCAGUCCAUUUGGUGCCUAAUGAACCUGGGAUGUGUGUCUGGGUGGUUCUGUGGUUCUCACCCACAGGGUUCAUACCUAGCAGGUGUGGAUACUGUUGGUUUCCCUCAUAAACCUGGCCAAGGUCUAUGUCCCAAAUGGCACCCUAUUCUCUAAAAGGGCCACUGUCAGGGCACGAUAUAGGGAAUAGGGCUCUAGUUGAAAGUAGGGCACGAUAUAGGGAAUAGGGCUCUGGUUGAAAGUAGGGCACGAUAUAGGGAAUAGGGCUCUGGUUGAAAGUAGGGCACGAUAUAGGGAAUAGGGCUCUGGUUGAAAGUAGGGCACGAUAUAGGGAAUAGGGCUCUGGUUGAAAGUAGGGCACGAUAUAGGGAAUAGGGCUCUGGUUGAAAGUAGGGCACGAUAUAGGGAAUAGGGCUCUGGUUGAAAGUAGGGCACGAUAUAGGGAAUAGGGCUCUGGUUGAAAGUAGGGCACGAUAUAGGGAAUAGGGCUCUAGUUGAAAGUAGGGCACGAUAUAGGGAAUAGGGCUCUAGUUGAAAGUAGGGCACGAUAUAGGGAAUAGGAUGAUAUUUGGGACGUAGACAAAGUGUGUGAUGUGCUUCUACUGGUUGUUUGUCCAGGUCUAAAUGUUGACCUGCAGAGUUUACCCGGUAACAUGUUCUGUGUUCAUGUUUAUUCUCAACCUUCUAGGUGUCUGUGAAAGUCCUUUUUUGAAGGGAAGUUCUGAGUUUUAACACGUUUUCUAUUCAGAUGAUAUAAAUGAUUUAAAACA